Molecule: messenger RNA, 237 nt
Organism: Parnassius apollo (apollo)
Lineage: Eukaryota; Metazoa; Arthropoda; Insecta; Lepidoptera; Papilionidae
Source: the annotation of a GenBank genome assembly
AUGGUAAGUGGAACGGGCCCAGCACCGAAUCAGGCCGACACUGUAGCAUUCUGGUGCGGCCUCUUGUCAGAGCCCGUAAACCAAAACGAGGGCCCUUACCCGGGACUCGACGGGCUGCAUCACUACUGGCUGAAGGGGUUCGUGGUGUGUCACACUGUGCUUGCACUUUCAAGAGGAUCUCAACCAGAAGUCGCUCCCGAGCCUCUUCACUACUGGGAUCACCCAUUUGGUUCCUAA